CAGAUUAAAACCUGCGCCAUAUAUUACCCGUUUCUUUUCUUUUUCUUUUUUUUUAAGCGACUAGCUUUGGUUUGCUUUUGCUAACAGCCUCUUCAUGCUAACCCCCUUAACUCAAGAUGGCGGCUCGAUGUGAGAUUAAAUAUGUAUCUACACGGGCGGAUAGCUAGGCUAGCACCCUUAGCAAAACAGCUAGCUAAAGAUAUUUGAUUAGUGCGAGGUUUCAUUAUUUUGUAAACACAGUGUUGUAUGUGUGUGCCCGCGUUAGUGAACGAUAUUAUUUUAUAAAAGAGCAUAUUCAGGUGAUAUAUAAAAGUUGUGGAAACGUUAGCAAGUUGGCUCAGUUUCACUUCUUAAUAUUGAGCUAUUGAGCAAAGGGUGAAGGCCUGGAGAACCACACCACAACACAACCGCCUUACAGUCAGGCCUCCCCAUCGUACUACAGCUACAAACCAGGGAAAGCGCUAUCCGCCCCCUUCCGCAUACAUAAGAGACACCUACGAUUGGCUGGUGUCGCUGUGAUUGACAUUGACAUCCCUCCCAUCCAGAAAGCACAGUCAGUUUAUUCUGUCUUGGACUCCUGGCCACGGAUGGCUGUCAGGAUUCGUACUCGCGGUUUCCGGUCGACGGGGGGAACGCUUUUCUGUCACGCCACUCGGGAGCGUUUUUCUCUUUUGAUGCCCCAUUCUAGGCGGUACGCAUCGUCGGAGCGGGCCAGCCGCAGCAGCUAUCAGGACCGCUAUCGCGAGCGUGACCGAGAGCGAGGGAGAAAGCCCAGACACCGGCGCUCGCGAACCUUCUCCUCAAGCAGCGACCGAGAAAGGAGGGGACGAGUACACAGGCAGGAGGCCACCUACGCACGCUCCAGGAGCUACGACAACCGUUCUGUGGACAGGAGGCCAUACGACAGGCGCUACGGAGAAGGCUACCGGCGGCAGGAGCACGAACGAGAACGCGACCGUGAACGUGAGCGACUGUCCCCGGACAACUACCACUCCCGCGACCCUUCCACCAGUUAUGACUACCGCCGCAUGCACCAACGCCACAAAGGCAGCAGGCGUAAGCACAAACGAAGGCGGCGUAGAACCAGGUCCUAUAGCCCAUCCUCCUCGCGGAGUGCCAGUGGGACGCGGCCGCUAUGUGUGAGGGACGACGAGGAGGGUCACCUGAUCUGUCGGAGUGGCGACGUCCUGCAAGAGAGAUAUGAAAUUGUCGGCACUUUGGGCGAGGGAACGUUCGGAAGGGUGAUGGAAUGCAUUGACCAUCGCAGAGGUGGAUCCCAUGUGGCUCUGAAAAUCAUUAAAAAUGUUGAGAAGUACAAGGAGGCCGCGCGACUGGAAAUCAAUGUACUGGAAAGGAUCAAUGAGCGAGACCCUGAAAACAAAAAUCUGUGUGUACGGAUGUUUGACUGGUUUGACUACCAUGGCCACAUGUGUCUCAGCUUUGAGCUGUUAGCACUCAGCACCUUUGACUUCCUGAAGGAGAACAAUUACCUGCCUUAUUCCAUCAGCCAGGUCCGACACAUGGCCUACCAGCUCUGCCUAUCUGUCAAGUUUCUGCAUGACAACAAGCUGACCCACACAGAUUUAAAACCAGAGAAUAUUCUAUUUGUCAACUCGGACUUCACCAUGACAUACAACAUAGAGAAGAAGAGAGACGAGCGUACAGUGAAGAGCACUGCAGUGAGGGUAGUAGAUUUUGGCAGUGCUACAUUUGACCAUGAACACCACAGUACAAUCGUCUCCACCAGGCACUAUCGUGCACCUGAGGUUAUUCUUGAAAUGGGUUGGAGCCAGCCGUGUGAUGUGUGGAGUAUUGGCUGCAUCCUCUUCGAGUAUUACCUUGGCUUCACACUUUUUCAGACUCAUGAUAACAGGGAGCACUUAGCCAUGAUGGAGAGGAUAUUGGGUCCUGUCCCUUCCAGGAUGAUCCGCAAAACGAGAAAGCAGAAGUACUUUUACCGUGGACGUCUCGACUGGGAUGAAAACUCCUCAGCGGGACGAUAUGUUCGGGAGAACUGCAAGCCCUUGCGACGGUACAUCCUGUCGGAGGCUGAGGAGCAUCACCAACUGUUCGACCUGAUUGAGGCCAUGCUGGAGUAUGAGCCGCCAAAGCGCAUCACUCUGGCUGCAGCGCUCAGGCAUCAGUUCUUCCAGAGUCCCAUCCCUGCUAGUGAGCAGACAUCAGGAAAGCCUUGGGAGGCCAAUCGUGACAUUAGCCGGUGACGUUUGGCUCUACCUGCCUUAGAUAUUUGCGCUAAAAGAGAAAAAAAAACCUCUUCACGUUAUUGAGGGAUUGUGAUCAGAGUUAGUGUGCAAGAACAAUUGGAGUUCACCUGGUGAAGUUGAUCCUUUUUUUUUUUUUUCCAGGCAAACCUCACUGACCAAGUAGUUUUAAGGUGGAUACGAAUUGUCAGGUUAUACUGCCGUGUCCGCUUUAAAGUAUUUAAGGGUGAUACAGGACUUUGUUUUAAGUUGGAACUGGUUACAGUAGUUUCGUAUUAGGAACUCAUGGGUAGAUUAAGUACCAUAGGAUGCCAUUUCAAAGGUAACUCACAAACACAGAGUCUUCCACACAUCAAGGACAAGAUGGAAAGAAAAUGCGUCCAGACACAACGCACGUGGAAAAGCUUAAGAGCGAAUGUGUUGUUGCCUAUAUAACCAUUAAUAGGUUUGAAAUUGGCAAAAUGGAGAGAACAUCUUUGAGUCAUAUCUGUUGUAGCAAAACCCAAACAAGGUUUUUUUUGUUGUUGUUUUCGAGAAGCUUUUGGGAAAAAUAUGAAUGUAAACAUGAAGAAAAGCACCAAACUGGCUGCAUUGUUUGCAUUGGAUUCCAUUGUAAUUGGACACUGAGCCUGAAUUACGGUCUCCUGCUUAGUCGUAUUUUUAUCGGACAGGCAAUAGCUGAAGAGCUGUUUUGGCAUAGACACACUCCUUGAUCCUAGAUCUGUCAGUCUCAUUCAAACAGAAGCUACUAUUCUAUGUAGCUAAGUGUUGCGUCGUCGUCGUCCCCCCGGUGUGACUGCUACAUCCACACACACACACACGUAUUUUCUAUUGAAGCCUUUUGUCCAUGUGAUCAAGCACAGACCUUUUGUGUUCUGUGUCAUUCUUGCCAGCACAGGUUUACAGUAUUUAUUUAAAUCAGCAUUAUUUUUGUUUUGUGUUUUUAUAUGAAGCUAAAGGUGUAUAUCUGUAUAUACAAAUAUAUAUGUAUCAUUGACUGUAUAGAAUAAAGGCUCUGUCUGUCUGCCUGACGUUUGUUAAAGUCGUGGCAGCUUUACAGGCAGAAAACAGCAGACAUGUUGUCACA
Molecule: messenger RNA, 3309 nt
Organism: Ictalurus furcatus (blue catfish)
Lineage: Eukaryota; Metazoa; Chordata; Actinopteri; Siluriformes; Ictaluridae
Gene: clk2a
Product: CDC-like kinase 2a
Exons: 14
Coding region: 588-2222 (544 amino acids)
Biological process (GO): regulation of RNA splicing; protein phosphorylation
Cellular component (GO): nucleus
Molecular function (GO): protein tyrosine kinase activity; ATP binding
Source: RefSeq, a predicted model, not a curated record